AUCAUAUCCUCAUUCAUUACUAAAACAAACACAAAGUUAAUACACAUAAAGCACAUAUACACACAAAAAUGAAGAACAAAAUGCUAGCACUUCUCCUUCUUUUUACCUUAUCCUUGCAACCACUAUUUGGAUCGACCGAAGCUUCACCUGAUCAAGUCCUUGACACAUUGGGAAAGAAUCUCCGAUCUGAUGCCAAUUACUACAUCAUUCCGGCUAAGCCAUUCACCAUAUGUGGCUUUGUUAGUUGUUUCAAUAUUAGCGGAGGCAUCGCCCUUGAAACUACCGGUGAAUCGUGCCCUCUUGAUGUAGUAGUUGUGAAACAAAAUCUGGGCUUACCGUUGAGGUUCACACCCGUUAACAACAAGAAAGGUGUUAUUCGUUUCUCCACUGAUCUCAACAUAAUGUUCGCUCAUGAUGCUUAUGAUUCUAGAUGUCCCCAUGAUUCCCUAGUGUGGAAAAUUGAUCUUUUUUCAAAGGAAGAAACACUUAUAACCACGGAUGGUGUAUUGGGCAACCCGGGUUCGCAUACAAUCGACAAUUGGUUCAAGAUUGAGAAGUACGAGGAUGCUUAUAAGUUGGUCUAUUGUCCCAAUGUGUGCCUUUCUUGCAACCAUGUAUGCAAAGAUAUUGGAAUUUAUGUGGAUAAAACUAGGGAAAUGCAUUUGGCCCUCACUGAUGUUCCUUUCAAAGUUAAGUUUCAGAGGACUAGGUAAAGGUUGAGUUUUUCAAAUGAUAACAAAUUAUAAGUGUGUUUAUAAGGAUUAUUGAGUUUGAUUUUCCUUAUAAAGAAUAAAAAUAUAUGAAUGGAUAAGAAUGAUCAAUAGUUAUUUUA
Trifolium pratense (red clover) is the source of this 832-nucleotide messenger RNA. RefSeq names its product kunitz trypsin inhibitor 5-like. The record is from RefSeq and is a predicted model, not a curated record. Lineage: Eukaryota; Viridiplantae; Streptophyta; Magnoliopsida; Fabales; Fabaceae. The coding region runs from base 69 to 713 and encodes 214 amino acids. The transcript has 2 exons. Gene Ontology annotation, molecular function: endopeptidase inhibitor activity.